Messenger RNA from Yamadazyma tenuis ATCC 10573, 2115 nucleotides. It is a transcript of the gene DOA1, whose product is annotated as Doa1p. Gene Ontology annotation, biological process: ubiquitin recycling; proteasome-mediated ubiquitin-dependent protein catabolic process. Gene Ontology annotation, molecular function: ubiquitin binding. Gene Ontology annotation, cellular component: nucleus; cytoplasm. Lineage: Eukaryota; Fungi; Ascomycota; Pichiomycetes; Serinales; Debaryomycetaceae. The record is from RefSeq and is a predicted model, not a curated record.
AUGGUGUACAAACUCAGCAAAACUCUCAUAGGCCAUGAGCAGGACGUCAAAGAUGUCGCCACCACCCCGGGUGAUGCGGUGGCGCCCCGCGUGGUCUCCUGCUCCCGGGAUGGUACCAUCCGCGCCUGGAGCCUUCUGGAUCAAUCCCACUCAAUUGUAUUCCAUUCAUCCACAAACUCCUUCAUCAACGCUGUGUGCUGCUUGGACGAUAACUUGGUGGCCAGCGGUGGUAAGGACAACGUUGUGUUCAUCAAUUCGCUCGAUGAGCCCGUCAAUGACGUGGGAAUCUAUAACUUGAUUGGCCACCAGAACAACAUCUGUUCUCUCCACCACCGCCACAACAAGCUCAUUAGCUCUAGUUGGGACGGCACUGCCAAGGUCUGGGACUUGUCGACCUACGAGUGUGUGCUUACUUUGAAGAGUGAUACUGGCAUGUCGGUUUUGGAUGCGGUUAUCGUCGAUGACAAUCGGUACUUGACUUGUUCCGCCGAUAAGUACAUCAGGUUCUGGAACGGCAAUUCGGUGACCCAUAUCUUCAAAGGUCAUACCGAUGUGGUGAGAAAGUUGUUGCUUUUAGGAGAUGGUACGUUCGCCUCUUGUUCGAAUGAUGGAACCAUUAAGAUCUGGUCCUUGGAAGGAACAUUGAUUUCGACUUUACUGGGUCAUGAGUCCUUCAUUUACGAUCUUGUGGCCCUUCCCAACGGAUUGUUGGUUAGUGCAGGCGAGGACCGGUCGGUCAGAAUCUGGAAAGGUCAGGCUCUCCUACAGGCCAUUACUUUACCAUGUAUUUCCAACUGGUGUUUGACAAAUGUAGGCAAUGAUAUUGUGGUGGGCUCUUCCGACAACUCCAUCAGAAUCUUCACCAGCGAUCCAGAGAGAUAUGCCGCCAAAGAAGACCUCGAGCGGUUCGAGGAGUCUGUCAAAACCUCUACCAUUGCUGAACAGUCGGUCGAUAUCAACAAAACUGACGUGCCCGGUUACGAGAGACUCGAGGUUCAUGGCACUGAGGGCCAAACAGUCAUGGUCAAAAGCCCUGUGGGGGUUAUUGAGGCAUACCAAUGGUCCAACGGUCAGUGGAAUAAAAUUGGUGAUGUGGUGGGCUCGUCUGCUUCUUCAGACAAAAAGGUCCACAACGGUAAAGAGUACGAUUAUGUGUUUGAUGUGGACUUCGAAGACGGCAAGCCCCCUUUGAAGUUGCCAUACAAUGCGGGUGACAAUACAUAUACCGUUGCCAAUCAAUUUUUGGCUGAUAAUGAAUUACCUGCUAGUUACGUUCAAGAUGUGGUUGCCUUUUUAGAAAAAAACACUCAAGGAGUUAGUUUGACAGAAACGUCCGACUCGGUCGAGACAAAGGCACAAGUGUCCCUCUCUGUUCUUCCAGUGACUCAGUAUAUCCAGUUCAAGGACAUUAACAGCUCUCAGUUGAACAGAGGAUUGACCAAGUUCAAUGACCUGCAAACUCAUAAGCUUUCAUCCAUUCCCACAAACUUUGACGUUUCCAGCUCCGAGGCAGCCGAUAUGAUCACAAACUUGGUUCCUCAGGUAUUUGAGUGGGAUGAGUCGUCGUAUCUUGUUGGGUUUGACUUGUUGAGACUGUUGAUUGGCAAAUUGGGCAUUAGUGAUAUCUUGAAGAACGAAAACCUACCCGAACUAGUGCAGUCUUUCAUUGAAAAAGGUGCAGCAAGUGAAAACCCCAGUGUUCUCAUGAUGUUUGGAAGGUUUUUGAACAACUUGGUGGAUUCGGUGUUGUUCAUGCAAAUCUACGCCGACUCUGAAGGUGAUAAUGUCACGUUCAGCAGUGCACUCUUCCAACUCCUCGAUACAUUGACACAAAAGAAAGUCGACCAGCACCAUAAGCACUACAACCAGUGUAUCACCGGCUUUUCGACAUUAAUCUACAAUUUGUCUGCUGUUCAAGUCAAACAAAAAGUCGGAUCGGGUGACCUUGCAAAAUACAUUAAUGAUACAAACAUUGAAGAAGCUAAUUACAGGUUGCUCAUAGCUUUAGGAAACUUGAAGUAUAUAAAGGCAGUCGCUACACCCUUACCAUCAUGGGCUCACAAGCAUUCGGAACCGCGGUUCAUCUCGUUGUUUAACGACAUAAAUAGCUUAUAG